GCACCUUCACUUAAGGUAUCGCCCCAUCUUGCUGCAUCUUCAGUAACGCCUCUUCAACGCUUUUGACGCCUAGAAACGGAUCAAUCGACUUAGUCUCAGAGCAUAAGCCCCUCUUUCAACUAAACAUCCCGAGCCCGUCCAUCAUAUUUAUAUCCAAGCUGGAUAAGCGUGCUUCCCGCAGACCCCUCCUCCUCCUACUCUCUCUCUUCAUCCUUCUCGUCGCCGUCACUCUGGCUUCCUCACGAGCCUUCUCUCGUCUCGGCUCUUUAGUGAAUCACUUCAGAUUCCAAGCCCCACGAACUAUUCUAUCACGAAGACAGCUUGUUACUAGCACAAUGGCUCCCGACAAGUAUCGUAACCCUCCUCAGGCACCGCCUCUGUUCACCGCCACCCCCGAAUCGAUCGCUGCCGAUACCAAGAAGCUUUGCGAUGCUACCAAGAAUGUUUUGGACUCUGUAACUGCCAAUGUUACUGCCGACAAGGCCUCUUUUGCCAAUGUGCUUGAGCCCAUCCUCAUUGACGAAAACUUGGCUGCCACCAAGAGACGCAUUCUGACCUUCUACCACCAUGUUUCCACCAACAAGGAGCUUCGCGAUGCCUCUACUGAAGCCGAGAGUGCCUUCAAUGACUUCGGCAUAGAGUGUAACAUGCGGGAGGAUGUCUUCAACGCCGUCGAUGCUGCCUACGCCAACCGAGCAUCUCAGGAUCUCACCAAGGAGCAGGCGCACGUCCUUGAGAAAGAGCGACAGAAGUACAUUCGCAACGGUCUUCGACUGCCCGCUGGUCCUAAGCGAGACCGCUUCAAAGAGAUCCAGAAGCGUCUGAGCGAGCUUGAGAUAAAGGCUCAGAAAAACCUCAACGAAGAGAAGGGUGCCAUCUGGUUUACCCCCGAGGAACUCAAGGGAGUUCCUUCUGACGACAUUGACAUUGAUUCACUGGAGAAGGGCACUGGUGAAAAUGAGGGCAAGGUCAAGCUGUCCUUUAAGUAUAACCAUUACUUCCCUCUUAUCAAGUAUGCUAUCGAUGCCGAUACUCGCCGCAAGUACACCAUUGCGGAAUCCAACAAGGCGAAUGUCAAUGUUCCUAUCUUCCAAGAGAUCAUCGCCCUCCGAGAUGAGGCCGCUCGCCUUCUCGGUUACGACAACCAUGCCGCUCUGCGCAUUGAAGAAAAGAUGGCCAAGACUCCUGCUGCUGUUCGCACUUUCCUAGACGAUCUUCGCAACAGACUGGCCGAAGGUGGUGCGAAGGAGAUCAACGCACUGAAAGAGUACAAGAAGAAGGACUACGAGGAGCGUGGCCUUUCAUUUGACGACAGCUUCUACAUGUGGGACACAUCGUUUUACUCCAGAAUACAAAAGGAGAAGGAGUAUAGUGUUGACGAAGCCGCAAUCUCGCAGUACUUCCCUGUUGAGUCGACAUUUGCCGGUAUGCUCAAGAUUUUCGAGGAGAUUUUCGGCUUCGUGUUUGUCGAGCUCAAGCCUGAGGAGCGAGCGAGGCUCAGCCCCACUGGCAAGGCGGAAGACAUUGUGUGGCAUGAGGAUGUUCUGAUCUACAGCGUGUGGGACGAUGAGGCCUCGGGCUCAAGCUUCAAUGGUUAUCUGUACCUGGAUCUUCACCCCCGAGACAACAAGUAUGGCCACAACGCCAACUUCAACCUUGAGCCUGGCUAUGUCACCGAGGAUGGCAAGAAGCACUACCCCGUCACUGCUCUUGUUUGCAACUUCAGCAAGCCUUCACCAAAGAAACCUUCUCUGCUCAAGCAUCACGAGGUUGUGACCCUGUUCCACGAGCUGGGCCAUGGCAUUCACGACUUAGCUGGCCGUACCCGCUACAGCUACUUCCACGGAACUUCUACGGUGCUUGACUUUGUUGAAGCCCCAUCUCAAAUGCUGGAGAACUGGUGCUGGACACCUAGCGUUCUUAAGUCGCUUUCCAAGCAUUGGGAGACUCAGGAGCAAAUUCCCGACGAGCUUAUCGAGAAGCUUGUCUCCACCAAGCGCCUCAACUCCGCUAUAGGUGCACUGGGACAGCUCGUCAUUGGACUCUUUGACAUGACUGUGCACACGCCCGAGUCUCAUGAGGCUGUCAAAAAGCUCAAUGCCGGCCGAGUUUGGAACACCCUUAGGCAUGAGAUAUCUGGCACCAAGGGCCCUGAGGAUCUGGGCGAAGGACUUGAAUGGGGUAACAGGCAUGCCGGCAUUGGCCACUUCAUCGGCGGGUACGAUGCUGGUUACUACGGCUACCUCUACUCAGAGGUGUUCUCGCUCGACAUGUUCCACUCGUUCUUCGCCAAGAACCCAAUGGACGGCAAGGAGGGUCGCCGAUAUCGCCAUACCGUUCUCGAGAGAGGUGGAAGUAUUCCUGAGUUGGAAUUCUUGAGGGAGUUCUUGGGCCGGGAGCCUAGUUCGGAAGCUUUCUACAAGGAGCUUGGACUUUCUUCAUCCGCGUAGAUGGCCUUGGAAGAUAGUCACGGAGAAAAGAAAGCCGCGUAGACAAUAUUUUAUCGUAUCAAACAAAGUCAGCGAAGCAGAAGAGAAUAAACCGUCAGCGAUUGGUCAGACAAAAGGAAUGAUGCCGUGAAAGUAUCGCAGCUCGGAAUGUUUUUCGAUAACCCACGUGGAAGUGUUGCACGAGAAUAGUACCAAGUUCUUGGUUUUCAAUGGAUGCAGUGAUAUACGAGAAC
Molecule: messenger RNA, 2683 nt
Organism: Fusarium verticillioides 7600
Lineage: Eukaryota; Fungi; Ascomycota; Sordariomycetes; Hypocreales; Nectriaceae
Product: thimet oligopeptidase
Exons: 4
Coding region: 336-2450 (704 amino acids)
Biological process (GO): proteolysis; peptide metabolic process
Cellular component (GO): mitochondrial intermembrane space
Molecular function (GO): metalloendopeptidase activity
Source: RefSeq, a predicted model, not a curated record